AAAAUCCCAGUAGGCACCUAAAUCCUUUAAAAAACCUGGCCCUUGGUCCCCUCUCUAGUUAAAAUAAGUCUGUAAUCUUUGUCUGCAUUGCUUAUUAGUGAGCCUAGUCUGUGUGAUGCUUCUGACAUGUAUGGAGCCAAAUAUAGUGCUCUGAAACAUUCUAGUUCUCAGUACAAAUUGGUGGACUGCAAUCUGCAGAUUUAGCUAAAGCUAGGAAAAGGAGAUGUAACAGGCCAGGAGGUUAGACUGUGUACCAUGUUGUUCAUGAAAUCUUUUGUUUAAAGUAUUCUGUAUACAAGUCUUGGUACACUGAAAUCUUUUAAUCAUAGGAAGUUUUAUGUGCCUUAAAUGAUGUGGUGAUUUACUUUCUGUGCAUAAAGACAUGGGCAUUAUGCUGUAAGGAAUGAACAGUCUUCAUUUUAUAAUUACUUGGAUCAUCUUCUGAACUUCCAAGGGCUUGUCUAAAUACAGAAUUACACUGGUUUAACUAAAGCUAUGGUCUUAAACUGGUACAAACCCCUGUGUAGAUGCUCUUAUUUUGGUUUAGCUUAGGUCAGUUAGAGCAGGCUUAAUCUAACCCAAAGUUAGCCACUCUCAAACCAAAAGAAGUAUCAUAAAGUCUUUUCACUGGUUUAAACUACAUUUAAAAAUCUUUAAUUAAACCAAUGCUCUUUGUUUGUAGACAAGCCCUACAUUUAGUAAGCCUGAUACUAAAAUGACAUUUUCCAUUCUCAUAUUCACUCUGCUUCUGUGUGAUAUCCCUUCCUCACCUCUGCCCAGUCUGUGUCUGUCUUGUCUGUUUAGUUUUUAAGCUCUUUGGGGCAGGGACCGUCUGCUACUCAGUGUUUGUACAGAGUCUAGCUGGCACAAUAAGGACCAAUUCUUCAUUGGUACUGAGGCCCCACAAUAAUUAAUGUGAUUAAUGAUUAACUUAGUUUUGUCUUAGUACAGAAGUGGUAGAGUGGGGCGAAGAGAGAGCAAAGACCAUUCGCUUUCAUCAUGGGGGACAUGAAAACCCCGGACUUUGAUGACCUUUUGGCGGCUUUUGACAUCCCAGACCCAACUAGCCUUGAUGCCAAGGAGACCAUACAGUCAACUGGUGAAGAGAACGAAAAUCACUUAAAGCCAUCAGGAAUUUGUAUAGAUGAAAAUGUGUCCUUGUCUCACUCAGUGCCGGCUCCUGAUACCCCUGUUGUGAGUGUUAUUGUGAAGAACACAAGUCGUCAGGAGUCCUUUGAAGCAGAGAAGGAGGGGAAUCACCUUGGAGCUGGUCUGUUACACAAUGGGUUCCGUGGGUCUGAUCUGCCAUCAGAGGCUCACAACUUAGUGCACAGUUAUGGGAAAUUUGAUUCUGCUUUUAUUAAUGGUGAUAGUUCGAAAAACUUUUCUGAAAAAUUGGACCAAUCAAAGUCCGAACCUUUACCCACAUUCAGUCAGUUCAGCCCUAUCUCCAGCCCUGAACCGGAGGAUGCUUUCAAAGAGAACAGUAUUGAUGAUAAACCAAAACAUGGCCAAACUCCAUAUUUCACACCAACUCCAAUGUAUAUUCCAACUGCGGCUUCAGUUCUAGAUUCACUUAGGAAGUUACCAGAGCCAGAAUUGAGUAUGUUUGAUCAAUAUUGUAAAAAAGAACAAAAGAUGGAGAUUCAUAGUCAGCAAGAAAAUAGACUGGACUUGAGCAGAAAAGAACAAGACAGAGUAGCAGAGAAGUUUGUAGAAUCCAGCAAAGAUCUAGUGGAUACCAACAACUUCCUUGGAGAAGGCUUGACAUUUCGAAGCUUCCACAACAAUAACUUGAAGGAAAGCCGAGGGUCUAUGCCUGAGGUGAACUUUUCUUCAUCAAUCCCACCUCGCCAACGUCUAAAGCCAGCUCACUCAAAAUUGUCAUCUUGUGUUGCUGCAUUAGUAGCUCUUCAGGCCAAAAAAGUUGCAUGUAUUCCAAAAGAAGAUCAAACAAAUCUUACAAAAGAACCUUCUGGCCAUUUUAAAGAUGGCAUGAAAGGAAGCCCCAAAAUGCCUAAGUCACCAAAGAGCCCAAGAAGCCCCCUAGAGGUGGUAAAAAAGGCCAACAAGCAGCCCGAGAGUCCUCGGAGUGUGUGCAGUGAUAGUAGUGGAAAAGGCUCUCCCUCCAUGGCAGCUGGCUCUCCGCCGGCUAUUCCCAAAGUUAGAAUAAAAACUAUUAAGAUGUCUUCUGGUGAAAUUAAAAGAACUGUAACUAGAAUCUUGCCAGAAGCUGAAGAAUUGGGCAAAUCCCCUGAGGAGUCAUGUGCAGAAGGUUCGGCCACGGAAGAGUUUACUAAGUCCUUCCCUUCACCUGAUACUAGUGCAGUCACAGAAAAUGAGGCAAGCAAGGGUUCCACCAAAAAUGCAGCUGCCACAGCUGUUCAAGUGUCAAAUGUUGUGAGCCCCUGUAUAGAUGAUACGAAAACAGAGACUACUGACAACAGCACACCCAAUGUGUCUUCGUCUCCACUGCCAAACUGUGGCAGUGAUGCCAUAAAAAUAGGUAAUGUGGGUCAGCAGCCCAACAAGAGGCAGCAGCAGGGUACAGUGAUGCAGCCAUCUAACCCCACCACUUCCAGCCUCCUUCCCAAGGCCGUACAUCUAGCAAAUCUCAAUUUAGUUCCACACAGUGUUGCUGCUUCUGUCACAGCAAAGUCCUCUGUACAAAGGCGAAGUCAGCCUCAGCUAACUCAAAUGUCAGUGCCACUGGUACAUCAAGUAAAGAAAGCUGCUCCUGUAAUUGUGGAGGAAUUUAAUAAAGUACUAAACAGUAACAAUCUUGUGCCAGUGUAUUCUCCAAACCUCAGCCCACCACCUGACAGCAAUAUUCAGUUACCUGUAUCUGGGUAUUGUUGCCUGGAAUGUGGAGAUUCAUUUGCCUUAGAAAAAAGCCUAACUCAACACUAUAGUAGGCGAAGUGUCCACAUUGAAGUCAUGUGUACUCAGUGUUCAACUCUGCUGCUGUUCUUUAACAAGUGUAGUUUGCUUAAACAUGCGAGAGAGCACAAGAGCAAAGGAUUGAUUAUGCAAUGUUCUCAGCUGUUAAUGAAACCAAUUUCCUUAGAUGAAAUGUUUUCACCUUUUCCUACAAACUCUUCAGUGUCUUUGGCCCCUCAGACUUUGCAUUUCCCAUCUCCUUCAUGUAAACCUAGUGCUACAUCAGGAAGUGGGACAGGAACCUCUAUCAACACUCACCCAGCCAUGCCUCUGUAUGCAGACCCAUUGAGACUAAUCCGUCAUGGACUAAAGUGUCUUGAAUGUAACAAGCAGGCGCAGGAUUAUGUUGCUCUAGCAGCACACUUCCAGAGAACCUCAGAAGAUAAUGAGGGACUGACUUGUCAGGUGUGCCAGAUGAUGCUGCCUAACCAGUGCUGCUACUGUGCUCAUCAAAGAAUCCAUACUCACAAGUCCCCUUACUGCUGCCCAGAGUGCGGGAUACUGUGCCGAUCAGCCCAUUUCCAAACCCAUGUCAAGGAGAAUUGCCUACAUUACUCUCGCAAAGUUGGAUACAGGUGUAUCCACUGUGGAGUUGUCUUUAUGUCGCUAGCUAUGCUGAAAGCGCAUAUUCACGAGAAACACUGCGAAGUCUUCCACAAAUGUUCUUUUUGUCCAAUGGCCUUCAAAUCUGCAGACAGUACCACUGCCCAUAUUACUAGCCAGCAUCCAGAAGAGCCUCACAAGACUACUCAGGUUAUCUACAAAUGUUCUUGUGAGACUGUCUUUAACAAGAAGAAGCUGCUCCAGGAGCACUUCCAACAGAAUGCCAACAAGCUGUUGGUGGGAGUAUUUAAGUGUCCGCAGUGUCAAUUAGUGUAUAUGCAGAAACAGCAAUUAAUGCAGCAUGUCAAGGCUGUUCAUGGGCUCCCCCCAUAUCCUGAGGAUGUCUCUAACCUUCGACCGAAGCCUCAGACAACAUCCAGCAACCAAGUUCUUACACCACCCAAGGAGUUGUCAGUAGCCAAUGGUACUUCCCAUACCGCUUUGCCAAGGAAGGACACAAGAGUGGAACACAACUCAGAAUCAAAACCCAUCGUAAAAAGUGUUGGUUGGACUUGUAGGGAGUGUUCACAAUGGAACCCUGAUCGGGAAAACUAUGUGUCCCAUAUGAAGAAAAUCCAUGGAAAGUCUGUGAAGAGAUAUCCCUGUCGGCAGUGUGAGCAUUCGUUCAACGAUUUCAACAGUCUGGGCAGACACAUUCGCAAUAAUCAUGACACAGCAAAGAAAGUUUACACUUGCUGGUUCUGCACAGAUGAAAAUCAAACAUUUGCUCAGCCUUCCAUGCUGGAGAAUCACAUCAGCCUCAUGCACGGCAUCAAAAACCCGGACCUGUCCCAGAUGUCCAAAGCAAAAGCUCCAGAGUGUGAUUCAACAAAAGUAAUUUACAUGGCGAAAUCUCCAAAGAGAGUGUCUGCAGAUACUCCAGGACAGAUGGCAACCACUGAAGCUCCACCAGCCAAAAAACUGAAGACACAUUGGAAAUGUGCUAAAUGUGGAUUUGCAACAGAUAUCAGUACUGAAUUUCAGGAACACAUACCUCAGCACAAGGCGGACAACUCUACUUCUCAAUGCUUGCUCUGUGGCUUGUGUUAUACAUCUCACAUCUCUCUGAACAGGCACCUCUUUAUUGUUCAUAAAGUAAAAGAUCCAGUAGAGGAAGAGGAAAGGGAAAAGUUACAAACAGAGACAAAUGAGAAUGGACAUGAAGCGUAUAACAGAGAGACGAACACUACAAUGGAGGAAGAAAAUAGUUUGAAAUGCAAAAUGUGCAAGAGUGACUCAGUGCUUUGUACACACAGUCAGAGGUGUGGCCUGGAGGAUUCCAGUAGCAGCUCUCAGAACAAUCAUUCAAAUGCUACUAAGAUUUAAGAAAAGAACAUUUUUUACUCAAAAUAUUGGGUGGGAGUGGGGCAGAUCUUUGAAAUAUCCUGUUUAUUUCUUGGGCUGGACUGUGCUUUCCAUUAACUUUUAAUUUGUAAGGGAAAUAAAAACUGCUUCCACCUCCAUAGCACUGAAUCUCUGCCAGAUCAGAGGUGAAAAGAGAAAGCAGGACAAGAUACCCCACUGGAACUUGUCUAACUCCUAAGGAUGCAGGAGCACUUUCUGAAGCUGCAGUUUUCUUUCUGAAAAUGAGCUCUCUUCCUUUGAGUGUGCACUGCCUCUGCCUGGAGCCCCAGUCUUGCCUCCUUUCUUUUAGUUUUCUUCUAGUAUUUAUGGCUUAAAUUCCCCUUCCAACCUUCCGCUUUAUCACUCAAAUCCAUAAGACUGUCAACCAAAUAUACUGGUCAUACAAAUCUACGUUAAAUCCUUUCCCAUCAUGCAGCAGAUGCAAACCAUAGCUUUUGUGUAGGCUACACCAUGCUGUUUCAUUGCCCUAGAACAGGGGUGUGCAAACUUUGUGGCCCGAGGGCCACAUCUGGGUAUGGAAAUUGUAUGACGGGCCAUGAAUGCUCACAGAAUUGAGGGUUGGGAUGUGGGAGGGCUCCAGCUGGGAUUGUGG
Molecule: messenger RNA, 5500 nt
Organism: Trachemys scripta elegans
Lineage: Eukaryota; Metazoa; Chordata; Testudines; Emydidae
Gene: ZNF592
Product: zinc finger protein 592
Exons: 9
Coding region: 1000-4869 (1289 amino acids)
Source: RefSeq, a predicted model, not a curated record